Molecule: messenger RNA, 1977 nt
Organism: Verticillium nonalfalfae
Lineage: Eukaryota; Fungi; Ascomycota; Sordariomycetes; Glomerellales; Plectosphaerellaceae
Exons: 1
Coding region: 1-1977 (658 amino acids)
Molecular function (GO): protein binding
Source: RefSeq, a predicted model, not a curated record
AUGGCCACGUAUCAGUACUCGGCCGUCGAUGACAGGACGAUCCGGCUCGUCACGCUCCGCCCCGGCACGCCGACCGACGCCCUCUGUCUCCACCUGCACGCGCACUCGCUCGACGACGCCGCCACGCUCCCGGCCUAUGAAGCCCUCUCGUACGUCUGGGGUUCGCCCGCCGAGACGUUCCCCGUGACCGUCGACGACGGCGCGACGCUCACCGUGUCGCGCAACCUCCACGAGGCGCUGCUGCACCUGCGCGGCCCGGCGGCGCCGCGCACCAUGUGGAUCGACGCCCUCUGCAUCAACCAGCAGGACCUCGGCGAGCGCGCCACGCAGGUGCAGCACAUGGGGGCGCUCUACCGCGGGGCGGCGCGCGUCGUCGUGUGGUUGGGGCCCGAGGCCGACGACAGCGCGCGCGCGCUCGAGCUCGUGGCCUGGUACGCGGCGCACGUGGCCGUCGACUGGCGCAGCGGCACCGUGACGGCGACGCCGUCGGCGGCGCUCGACGCGAGCUGGUUCAGCCGCGACGUCGCGCUCGCCAUGGGCGACCGCGGGCCGGGGCUCGUCCGCCUCGUGCUGCGGCCGUGGUUCCGCCGCGUGUGGAUCCGGCAGGAGAUCUUCCUCGCGCGGCCUGGCGCCGCCGUCGUCCAGUGCGGCGCCGCCGUCGUGCCGUGGAAGGCCCUCAAGGACGUCGCCUUCUGGCUCGGCACCAAGGAGGUCCACUACUACCCGGACGUCGUCGCUGAUCUCGAGCGCAACGCGCCGGCCCUGUUCGCCAUGGACCGCGUGCGCGCGCUCGGCGAGGAGGUCCCGCGCGGCCUGUUUGCCACGCUGAGCGCCGCCGUGCUGUCGAGCUGCACGGAUCCCCGCGACCGCGUCUACGGCAUGCUCAACAUGCUGUCCGACGAGGACCGCCGCGCCUUCCCCAUUGUCGCCGACUAUACCCUCCCCAUGGGCAACCUGUACCGCGGCCUCGCCCUCGUGUGGCUCGAGCGGCGCAAGAGCCUGGACUUUCUGACCUAUGCCGGUCUGCACCACCCGCAGGCGCUGCACGACGGCAAGUUCCUGCUCACCUGGGUGCCCAACUGGACGGCGCGGUGUCCGGGCGUCAAGACGGCCCUGCCGAACGCUGGCGGGUUCGUGCCGUGCCGGGCCAGCCUCGUCGGCCGGGAGACGCUGCGAACCUGCGGCGUGAAAGUCGCGCGGCUGGCCAAAGUGGUCUGCGACAGCACAAAAUCCAACACGCUGUUGGCCGAGUUCUCGGACCUCAGAGAGGCGUUCUGGGCCGUGCGCAGAGCCGAGACGGCGUAUCAGGGGUACGAUGACCUCCUCGAGGCCUUUACACGACUGUGGUUCGGCAACCAGUUCCGCGACAGGACGGUGCCGGCCGCGCGCGACACGGGGCACGACAUGGCCUUUGACGAGGCGAGGGCGUUGAUGCAGGCCACGUUUGACGAGGACAGGGCCACCAGCCGGACCAUGAACGCUGUCGAGGCCCGCUGUCUGACCGUGUUUCGCAACCGCCAGCAGAGGGGCAUGGUCUGUCUGACGGACGACGGCCAUGUGGCGCGCGUGCCUGUGGCGGCACAGGUCGGGGACGUUUUCUGCGUGCUGCCCGGGUGCCCUUCGCUGCUUCUCCUGACGCCUGCGCCUACCGUUGGGGAUGGUCGCGGCUUUGCCGAGGUGGGUGAGGCGUACGUGGAUGGGUUCAUGAACGGCGAGGGCAUCUUUGGGCCGCUGCCUACGGGGUGGACGGCCGUGUGGAGGGACAGUCCUGACGCGAGUGAGGUGGUGCCUGCUUUUCUGCAAGACGGCGAGUCGGUUCCUACGUGGGAUGAUCCACGGUUGUUCGCGCGAGGGUUCUUGAGUGAGAAGAUGAAGGAGAGCGCGACUUGGAAGGAGGCGCUAGAGCGGCGGAUGACACUGACGGCGGACGUGUUGAGCAGUAAAGGAGUGCCGCUGGUGGAUAUUGACUUGGUGUAG